AUGGUUAUGACUAUGAUUGUGAUUAUGAUCACGAUGAUCAUGAUCAUGAUGAUGAUGGCGAUUACGAUGAUUAUGAUUAUGAUGAUGAUGACUAUGAUUGAUUGUGAUCAUCAUUAUGAUGAUUACGAUCACGACUAUAAUUGUGAUUAUGAUCAUGAUGAUUAUGAUUAUGAUGACGAUGGUGAUGACGAUUACGAUGGUUAUGACUAUGAUGAUCAUGGAAAUCAUGAUUAUGAUUAUAAAUACGAUGACUACGAUCAUGGUUAUGAUGAUUGA
Messenger RNA from Gongylonema pulchrum, 276 nucleotides. The record is from the annotation of a GenBank genome assembly. NCBI's taxonomy places the organism in Eukaryota, Metazoa, Nematoda, Chromadorea, Rhabditida, Gongylonematidae.